Molecule: messenger RNA, 2802 nt
Organism: Drosophila subpulchrella
Lineage: Eukaryota; Metazoa; Arthropoda; Insecta; Diptera; Drosophilidae
Gene: Rcd6
Exons: 4
Coding region: 761-2209 (482 amino acids)
Source: RefSeq, a predicted model, not a curated record
UCGUGGCCGCCGCAGCAAACGCCGAGUCGUUCGGCGCACCAAGUUCGUUUCCUCAGUCUUUCGUAUUUAACUACGAAUUUCACUUUUAACUGUUGGCGAGCGCGCCAAGCUGCAGCGUACCGUUAUCGCGGCACGUUACGGAGUGAGUGACCCACACAUAUCGACCAUUCUCACGUCUGUCAACUUUGACCUGACCUGGUGCUGGUGGCCCAACCGUUGUACAAUUAAAUAACAAUCAAAGUAUAUAAUUGCGUACGAGCACAUUUCGCUUUUCUGAUGAGACAAAAACGAGUUCUCUUGGCUUUAUUUAAUUUGUGCGCGCAGUAAAAGUGGCAAGAACCACUAGGCGCUGUGGUGUGUUGUGUGUGUAUAGCUUUAUGUGCCCCAUUAAAGUCGUCGGGCGACGCAAUUUGCAUGAGCGACAGCUUCGAAUCUUUUCAACAAUUUAUACCAUACGAAAUAUGACUCAACGCUAAACAAUUUCUGGGCCCGCGUGUGUGAGUGCGUCGCUGAGAAAAUAAAUUUCUGCCUGCUUGACGGAUAAUUUCUACGAUCCGCGCGCUUAUUGUUCAUUUAGUUUUUUUUUGGUAUUUCUGGUGCCUGUUGUAACUGCUUGGAAUGGAUGAAUCGGAUCGUUGGCAAUAAUAAUCAUAAUGCCGAGUGAAAGAAGGCCAGUGAAAAGCAGUCGCCGUCCUCAUUGAAUAAGCGACCGCCGGGCGGCAACGGCAAUAGCAUACAAAACUUUUGGAACGAACGCAUUAUGGAGCGCUUCAUAAAGGCGAAUCUAUUCAUUAUCUGCUGCGUGGUGGCGGUUCUUUUGCUGAUCGUCUAUCUGGGGGCCUUCUCGUGCGAGGUCUCUUGGAUACUGGAGGCCCACGGCGAGCUGCCCUUCGCCGCCUACACGCUCUGCUCGCUCUACUUCGUCAUGUUCGUGGCCACCACGAUCCUCAUCCACGGCCUGGUCAGCGGGCUCUGCUGGCCCCUGUUCGCCUGGUCGGGCAUCAUCGGCCUGCUCUCGAUCCCCGAGCUGGUCUUUGUCAUGAUCAUGACCACCCAGCACUGGGGACUCCAAUCGGUGCAUGGACUGACCGAGCUGACCUCAUACCUGAUUCGCUUGAUCAUCAACUGCUUCGCGCUGAUCUGCGUGAUUCCCACGGGCAUCCGUUGGCGUCGGGAGACUCAGGUGCUGAGCCAGCUGCAGGGACUGGCCACCAGACUCUCCCUGCAAACGCCCGCACCCAGUGUGCCCAUGACCAAGGCGGAUUCCCGGCGCUCCAGCCAGCGGCUUAGUGGAUUCGAGAACGCCGGCUACCAGCUGUGCGAUGAAACAGGCUCCAAGAUACCACUGGGUCCGGGAAUGGCACUGGGUCUGAACAACCAAGGUGGCGGCAGUCAGGCGUUUGGCUCCCAGAAUGAGUUCAAUGCCAGCAUGUUUGCUCCGGCCAUGGCCCAGCAAUACAACAACGGCACCCUAAUGCAGCGAGGUGGGGCAGGUGGAGCAAAUGGUGGCCAUCGCGCCCAGUCUCUGAUGGAUCUGCGCUGCACUCUGCCCGGAAUGUACAAUCCGCGACAUGUGCUCGAUACGGAGGACAAGAACGCCAAGUACUUCAACAUCACCAUCGAUGAUUUGAAGAAUAAUCUGCAGGAUUCGCAUCGACCGUCGCCGCCUUCGCUGAUUGGCUCCACCAGCAACGAUCCCAUCUACUGUUCUAUCGAACCCAAACAGUUGACACCGCCACCCGCUAAGCAGAGGAGCCACCAUCGUUCACGCGGAACUCAUAAGCAGCCGCCAACGGGCAAACUGUCCCGGAAUUGCGUGUCUCUGGAGAAUCUGGACGGGAUCAGCAAGGUGCAGAAUGACUUAACCGCCUAUGGGAACAAUCUCCUGCAGAACUACACGCAACAGCAGCAGUACUACCUGGCCAUGUUGCUGCACCAACAGCAGCAGCAGCAGCAGCAACAGUUGCACCACCAACAGGCGGGCGGCAUCUACCGCCGACCAUCCAAUUGCAGUUCCACGGGAGGAUUCGUCGGCACCGUGCUGGCACAACCGAUGCAGCGACGCGGCUCCACCCACAGCCAGCAGAUGCAGUAUUACGGUGGCUUCGGCUAUGCCAACUACGCCAAUCCGUAUAUCACAGCCAACAGCAAGCUUUCGUUGGGCAACGAAUCCGACGACUACCGGAAGUACCGCGAUGUGGCUCUUUGAGUCCUUCCGCGUUCCAGAUCCCAAUCGAUCAUCAGUCAGCGCUUAGGUUACACUCACUAGUUGUAGGACAUGCUCGACAUAGAAUGAGAUUCCUCGGAAUAACGACCAAAGAGCCACAAACUAACUCAGUUUCAGUUCGUAGACUAACGUUACACUGGGAGAAUCUUAUGCCACGUUUAUACGCAGGUUAUAUUUGUUAGGUAUAGCUAAAAUUGGUCUGCAAAUAUUUGGUUAUUUGCAAAAUCAAUCAUCUCACAAAUAUGUGUUACUUUAAAUAACAAGCCUGAUUGGCAAAUAAAAAUGUUUUCAAUGAGAACCUUCACUGCAAAAAUUGUGCGGUAUAAUUUUUUUGACAAACAAUUAUAGCAGGCGUAUAAACGAAGUAACAGAGUAACUGGUCAAAUUAUCGUGACUUGCUCACAGCAAAUCCCCAAGUUUAGUUCUAAGAAUCGACCACAAAUCGACAUUGACAUUCAUUGUUUAUUAUAGUUACUAGGAAUACGGAUAACAAUACUCUGAUCGACAGUCUAACCAUCCACAGAUCAAAAACUGUAAAUAUAUGUAAUAAAAGGCAUUCAUGUUUUUACUCGAAA